Molecule: messenger RNA, 1065 nt
Organism: Anopheles cruzii
Lineage: Eukaryota; Metazoa; Arthropoda; Insecta; Diptera; Culicidae
Product: lipase member H
Exons: 4
Biological process (GO): lipid metabolic process
Molecular function (GO): lipase activity
Source: RefSeq, a predicted model, not a curated record
AUGUUCGACUACAUUAUUCAGUUAAUGUGUCAAUAUGUAUUCCUGCGGGAACUCUUAAAGUUGAACUGCGACCUCGAACAGCUGAAGGCAUUGGAUCCGAACUACGGCGUCACCUGGAUGUUUAUGCCCGACGAUAACGGAACGCCGCACAUUGUGGACCUCUCGCAGCCGAACGACACUAACCGCGGCGCACGGAAAGGGAAUGUGUUUGAGGAUGUUACCUUCUACUACUAUCGUCAGUAAGAGCGACGACAUCAUCAAAGGUUCAAGUUUAUGAACGAUCCCGCUGUACCACUGGCGCUGAACGAGUCGUACAAUCCUAGUCUUCCCACCAAAUUCGUCAUUCACGGAUGGAUGAACUCCGUCAGUAGUCCGGUUGGUCAGCAAAUCAAGAACAGUUACCUUCAGAGGGAGGACAUGAACGUGUUCAUCGUAGACUGGGCACCCCUGGCUUCGGACACACUGUAUUUUACUUCGGCCGCAGCAACGCAUGAUGUCGGAGGGCACGUGGGAGGACUUAUCGAUCGGAUGGUGGCAGAGCGUGGAACGAACCUGAAAGAUGUGCAUAUCAUUGGCCACAGUCUCGGUGCACACACGGCCGGAUUUGCUGGAAUUGCGGUAAAGAGAGGAAAGGUCGGGCGCGUUACCGGGCUUGAUCCGGCUCUCCCUGGAUUCACCGAUCCACAACCAUACAAACGACUCGAGUCGAACGAUGCCCAGUUCGUCGAUGUUAUACACACCUGUGCCGGGAUGUUGGGCCAUGACAAGGAGUUGGGCCACGUAGACUUUUGGCCGAAUGGAGGUACCGCGACUCAGCCUGGAUGCGGCUCACUGUUGGACGAUCUUGUUGGAGCCUGUAGCCAUGGACGAUCGUACGAGUACUUUGCCGAGUCCAUCACUAGGCCAAUGUCCUUCCAAGCUUAUCCGUGUACGAAUAUUGCCGAGUUCCGCAGUGCCAGAUGCCGAACUAAUCCGGUGCCAAUGGGCGACGCCACCCCCCUGUCUACCCGGGGAAAAUUCUUCCUCGAAACAAAUCCAAAACCAGCAUACGGUAAAGGAUUGUAG